AUGACAUUUGAAGCGGGAAGAAAGAAGCAAAUUCUGGUUUUACAGCCCAAAGGGAAGCCUCUAUAUGAAAACGAUGAUCAGUCAUCAUUUGGCUUAAAAAUGUUACAAUCGAUGGGCUGGAAGAAAGGAAAUGGAUUAGGAAAGAGUCAGCAAGGAAAUCUAGAUUUUCUUCAAGUGCGUUACAAGAAUAAUGCCAAUGGAUUAGGAUUUGAUGGACUAAAAGAUAAUCAAUGGACACAAAAUGAAGAAAGUUUUGAUUCACUGCUUAAGAACCUUAAUUCGCAGUCUAAUUCCAAUUCAAAUAGUGGUGACGAGAAAGAGCUUAAAACAGCAGCAAAGUCAUUGGAAGAAAUGUCAAAGCAGUCAAGAGCUAGAGUACAUUACAAGAAAUUUACGAGAGGAAAGGAUGUCUAUAAAUACAGUGCGAAGGAUUUAGCUAAUAUUCUAGGCAAAAAAUCACUUAAAGAACCUGAAUUAAAGGCAGAGGAAGUGAUUACACCUGUUGAGGUUGAUAAACCUGAUACAUACAAUAGUGACUUGAUCGUCAAUGCAGGAGUUUCUAUCACUGAAUAUUUUAAUCAAAAAAGGAAAGAGAAGCUUGCAAAUGCAAAUGGAACUAAUCGCAGACAUAGAAGAGAUUCACAAAAGUUUAUUGAAGAGGAUAUAGUACCUGAAAUGAUCCAGGACGAGUCUGAGACUAUUGAAAUCCCCAAGAAGAAAAAGAAGAAGAGCAAAUGUAAUGGCAACGACCAUGAAAUUGAAGAAAUAGCACCAAUUAUCGAAAAUCAAGCAAUUGAAAAUAGCGAAGAAUCAAAUACGAAAAAGAGGAAAAAGAAAAAGGCAGAUUUAAUAGAACCUGUUGAGGAAGAACAAGAAGUUCCUGCCAAAAAGAAAAAGAAAUCAAAAGUCAUUGAAGAGCCACUUCCAACACAGGAAAUAACAGAUGAGAAAAUCAUUAAAAAGAAAAAGAAAAAGCAGACAAAAGAUUCUGAGGAACCAGCACAAGCAGUGAGUAAUCAAAUCCCAGAAUCACCAUCAAAUAAUAAAAAUAAAUCAAAUUUGGAUGUUGACAGGCCCCGAGGUGCUAAUGCUGUUUAUGCAACAGAUGUCGUCUUAAUUCCAUCGCAUGUAGCACAAAAAAUGGUCAACGUGCAGAUUAAUAAAUUUAAUUAUUCAAAUAUUGGAGAUAUUGUUGGAUAUGGCAUGACAGAUGAUAUUGAAAUAAAAGUGGUCGAGACUAAAAUGGGAAAUAAAGAUGCGAUAAAUAACGAUAAGUAUGCGCUGUACAAUAUGGACAGAAUAGCAAGAGAACGAAUUAAUCCGAGAAAGAUUUUAACAAAGAUUAAAAAGACCAAGAAGAGCAUCCAAGUAAUUUGA
Molecule: messenger RNA, 1377 nt
Organism: Chironomus riparius
Lineage: Eukaryota; Metazoa; Arthropoda; Insecta; Diptera; Chironomidae
Source: the annotation of a GenBank genome assembly